Emericellopsis atlantica is the source of this 1004-nucleotide messenger RNA. Its product is annotated as translation elongation factor, IF5A. Gene Ontology annotation, molecular function: translation elongation factor activity; ribosome binding; RNA binding. The record is from RefSeq and is a predicted model, not a curated record. NCBI's taxonomy places the organism in Eukaryota, Fungi, Ascomycota, Sordariomycetes, Hypocreales, Bionectriaceae. Gene Ontology annotation, biological process: positive regulation of translational elongation; positive regulation of translational termination. Bases 122 to 604 code for a protein of 160 amino acids. The transcript is spliced from 4 exons.
UCUUCCUCCCCCCUCCUCCCUCUAUCCUCGAACAACCCUCGAAGUCUCUUCAACAACCCCCAUUCAACUUCUCCCUUCUUCUUUUUGUCGACGAGCCCGCUCUACGCGCAAAUUAUUCACAAUGGCUGCUGAGGAGCAUGAUCUCGAGUUUGACUCCGCCGAUGCCGGCGCGUCUUUGACCUAUCCUAUGCAGUGCUCUGCUCUGCGUAAGAACGGUUUCGUCGUCAUCAAGGGCCGUCCCUGCAAGAUUGUCGAUAUGUCUACCUCCAAGACUGGCAAGCACGGUCACGCCAAGGUUCACCUUGUCGCCAUCGACAUCUUCACCUCCAAGAAGUACGAGGAUCUGUCUCCCUCCACCCACAACAUGGACGUCCCCAACGUCUCCCGCAGGGAGUACCAGCUCCUUGACAUCUCCGACGAUGGCUUCCUGUCCCUGAUGACCGAUGACGGUGACACCAAGGACGACGUCAAGGUUCCCGACGGCGAAGUUGGUGACCGCAUCAACAAGCUCUUCAAGGAGGAGGAGAAGGACGUCAAUGUUGUCAUUUUGACCGCCAUGGGCGAGCAGGCCUGCAUGGACGCCAAGGAGGCUCCCCGCGGUUAAACAAACAAAAUAUGACCCUUGCGCACUUUCGUCCAUUGUCGUGAGCUGCCAGACAUUCUUUGUCUUGUCGUUCCGACUGACAAUGACUUACCAUGGGACAAUCGAAUAUCCCCGGUGUUGGGUUGAUGGCAUGUGAAGGCGUGUUUGGCGAUGUGCGUGCAAGCAUGCGCAGCGAAUGAUAAAUGAUCUUCUUAUGCCUGAACUUCAUUUUCCUUUGUUCACAAUAAGCUCAUCCACGCGCUAUAUAGCCGGAGGCUCGACUCAAAAAAGCAAAUAAAGAAGCGAAAGGCCUCGGAGAUAAAAUUUCAUGCCUGUACAAGAAUCAAGCUCCCCAAGCGUUUAAGACGUGAAUCCCAUGUGUGAGUGCGAGCAUCCUAGACUAUGUUCCGAAUGAGACCUA